CUUUCCUUACUGUGUAAAGAACAGAGCUGAGAAUCACUUGUGGAGGAAGUGCGUCGUAGAUAAGACAAUUUUGUGCUGUUGCGGAAUACUGCCCUAAACUUUCUGAAUUUUGUUAUAAAUUCGAUUGUUUAUUGCCAGUGGACAUCAAAUUCUCUUACCUUGAACGAAGAGAUAGUCAGAAGAAGCAUAGACCUUGCAAAGUCUAGAUUAACAGAAAAAUAAUUUUGAGUACAAUGGGUAAUGUGCGAGAUCAGGAACACCCAGCUGGUGAUGAAACUCAAUAUCACGAUGUGGAACAAGAUUCUGAAUUGGAUAUUUCUGAUAAUACAUCUGACUCUGACUUUGACUCUGACUCUGAUGAUAGCGAAGGACAGGCAUCAGUAUCUUCUGGAAUGAGAAUAAAGAAGUAUUUGCAAGGAAUGAAGAAGACGUUUCUUGAUUGUUUAUAUACUAACAGAAAUGUGAUCACACCCCUAAUGUUCUUAACCGUGGUGUUAAUAGGGCAAAUUGUAUACGCCAGGCGUCUACAGCAAUAGAUCGUCCUUGACCGGCCGGACAAAACUGGGAACCUUCUUCGGCGGAGGACCAAUAGAUUUGAUGUUGUGCUUGGCCAAUAGACUGCUUAUGCGGUUGAAGGUCGUCCCAACAUAGGGCAGAAAGGCAGCCGAGGCUGAUUUCUCCGGGGGCGGUGACACCCCCGCAGGUGGAUUGUGGGGCUAGCUGGAUCGGACAAGCAUAAAACCAACGACUCGUCCAACUCAGGCGGUUCGCUGGAACCUGCCACUAGGCGCCUGGCGCCCGGGCUAAUGUCCGGACCCGGGUCCCAGCCGGGACCCGUUACCUCGACGGACGUAGCAUCUAGGCGCACGUCUCCCGGAGACGUGUCCGGGCCUCUCAGCUGACACCACUGCUCGCGCCCAAGUGGACAAACCGGUUCCUUGGGAGGGCCGGAAUAAAACCCCGGUGUACGUCUCCGGGGUGAAGAACAUCAGCAGCUUCCUGCGGAGGAUUCGCGCGGAGUCGGCCUGCUGGAUCUUGGCCCAGAUGAUGGGCAACCUGGUGACUCAGGUGCCCGAGACCUCCGAAGGGUUCAGGGCCACUGUCAGGGUCCUGCGAUCCCUCGGAGAGGGCGAGUUUGUGAGUCUCCACACAUUCUCCCUCCCCGAGGAUCAGUGCGUGCGACUCUUGAUUAAAAACCUGAGUGCGCGCAUGCCCGAGGCUGAGAUCCGCGAGGAGAUGAUCGCCAUACACAUCAACGUGCAGGGGGUCACGCAACUCUGAUCUCGGCGGCGGGACAUGGACCAGGACAGGGACCGUCCCCUUACGCCGCACUUUAUAGUGUCUGUUACACGGGGCCCCGACGUGGCGAGGGUACGUGCUCUCACCGAUAUCUGCGGUCUGCGGGUCAAGAUGGAGACGUACGUCGCACCGAAGGGGGCAAUGCAAUGCAAGCGGUGUCAACGCUUCGGGCACAUGCACCCAAGUGCGUGGCCUGCGGGGACGCCCACACAGCAAACUACAGAGGUUGCGGUAAGUGGAAUUAAGCGAAGGCACUCAUCAAGGACUUCGUCCUACCGGUGU
Zootermopsis nevadensis is the source of this 1581-nucleotide messenger RNA. RefSeq lists its product as uncharacterized. The record is from RefSeq and is a predicted model, not a curated record. NCBI's taxonomy places the organism in Eukaryota, Metazoa, Arthropoda, Insecta, Blattodea, Termopsidae.